AUGAGGUCACACAAAGGCAUACUACUGAAUCAAAGAAAGUAUACAUUAGAGCUUAUAUCAGAAUUAGGAAUCAGUGGUGCAAAAUCUGCAAGUUCACCCCGUGAGCAAAAGCGAAAGUUUACUACUGUUGACUAUGAUAAGCAUGUUGGACUCAAAGGAGAUGAGGAGCUAAUAGAUAUUGGAGGCUAUCAGAAACUGCUUGGGAAGUUGAUUUGUUUGACCAUAACCAGACCUGAUAUCUGCUUUGCAGUACAAGUCAUAAUUCAAUUUAUGCAACAUCCAAAGCAAUCACACUUAGAGGCAGCUAUGAGAGUGGUAAAAUAUAUAAAAGGGUCACCAGGAAAAGGAAUACUAUUCAAGAAGGGAUCAUUAAAAGAGAUUUCAGCCUAUUGUGAUUCUUACUGGGAAGCCUGCCCAAACAUCAGAAGAUUAGUGACAGGUUAUGUCAUUAAACUUGGUGAAUCAUUGAUUUCUUGGAAGUCUAAGAAGCAACAGACAAUAAGUAGAAGUUCUGCAUAA
Messenger RNA from Nicotiana tabacum (common tobacco), 519 nucleotides. NCBI's taxonomy places the organism in Eukaryota, Viridiplantae, Streptophyta, Magnoliopsida, Solanales, Solanaceae. The record is from RefSeq and is a predicted model, not a curated record.